ACGUUCUGAUCAACAGACACGAUAAAGAUGUCAAAGAACAUAAUGUUCACAAAUUCGAUAAUAAUUAGUUUUUCUUUAAUAUUUUUACCCAUUGUUUUGGGCUAUCCUCAGGAUUGUGGAUGUCCAAGAGGUCGACCACAAGUUCCACUUUUUUUGCAACCAGAUAAUACUUUGUAUUAUCAGCAAAACCCUGGCUAUUCGACUCAACCUCAAAGGAAUCGAUUAUCUUCCGAUCGGUCUUCAGGUGGUUUUUUUCAAGGAAUAUCUAGAUUUGCAUCAGGACUCCAAAACUUUGUUGCCAAUUCUAGUCCACUAAGAAGAACUAGAGAAGUAAAUCUUCCUCACGAUGUAAAUCUUCAAGAUGAUGUCGUAGUCAGAGUUACCAGACAGAGUGAUAAUAAUUCUAAGAAACUUCCUGAAACUGAACAGAAAACUUCUGCUUCUCAAGAUGAGAAGAAUAGUCAAAAUACAAAAAAUAACAAUGAAAUGAGUCAAAAAACUGUCAAAAAAAUCUCAGGUCCGCCUGUUCCAGGUCCUAGAGUAAAAAUUUCAAGAGAACAAAAAAUGGCAGCUGACUCUUUGCUUGAACAUGAAGUUACUCCAGUAACUAAGCAUUCAGCUGAAUCUGAUAUUGAGUUAGAUGAAGUAAUUCCUGAUCCAUCUAUGCCUGGAGAAGCUAAAAAACAACUUGCAGAUAAUUCAUCUCCACAAGUCAUUCAUCAAUAUGCUGAUUUCUAUAGAGAACCAGAAGUAUAUUAUUACCCUAUUAAAAGAUAUGCAGAGUAUGUACAAACACCUGAAAAUCAAAUUGUCUUAAUUCCUCAAGCUAUCAAUCCUUUUGGACUAUUUCGACCUUCAUUGAGUUAUGAAGAUUUAAUUAAUUUACAAAAUUAUGGUGCUUAUGAUUCUGAUUACGGGCUAGAAGAUGAUGUAAAUGAUUCUAAAGUUAAUGAUCAAGUAGAGAAACCAAUAACAGAAGAAAAAACUCAAGAUGUACCUGCUGAAAAAGAAUUAAAAAGUGAAGUAGAUACACAGAACAAAGAAACAAAUAAAAAUGCGUCAAAAAUAAAAGAAGUAAAAGUAGAAAAUUCAUCAUCAACAAAUAUGUAAAGUAUUUUUAAAUUUCAUAACA
Messenger RNA from Chelonus insularis, 1132 nucleotides. RefSeq lists its product as uncharacterized. The coding region runs from base 28 to 1110 and encodes 360 amino acids. NCBI's taxonomy places the organism in Eukaryota, Metazoa, Arthropoda, Insecta, Hymenoptera, Braconidae. The record is from RefSeq and is a predicted model, not a curated record. The transcript has 2 exons.